GUAUACAUAUGUUAAAUGUCGUUUGACAUCAGAACUGUCAGAAAUAAAUUAAUUGUAUAAGCAUUCAAGGAGUAAUUAUGCCUAGAGAACAUUUUGGUUGGUAUUAUACUGAAACUAAUGGAGUUUUUCCCAAAACCACAACCCAGGAAAUGCUCGAAAAUGUCCAUAACACUGCUACACCGGCAAAAAGAGGAGCCCAUAAGCAACUAGUAUCCUUUUCGACUAGUUUACCCCAUCAUGAUCAUUUAGCAUCGUCAAACUUUUCUGUGACCAUUCCCUUGACAACAUCCUAUAAUCGUGACUAUGCGCCACCAUUUGAUAAUUAUAUUUGUGUGCCUCUUGUGAAUGUAGAAACCGAGCCAGAUCCUUUGUUUAAUCGAAAACCAUGCAAUGAGUUUGAAAUGCGACAAUCAUGCGAAUAUAAAUUUAUGGAUGACCACUUUAUAAAUCACUCGGAAUCAAGAAAGAAAAUAAAUUUCAUGCGGCAAAUAAGGAAUACUCACCACAAAAUCGCCUGAUUGUUGUAUUCAAAUUUUUCUGCUCCAAUUAUUUUUCUAUAAAAUUAUAUUUUUAGCUCUUUGGUUUCGUAAAUAAAAAUUUCUUUUUAUUUCA
Molecule: messenger RNA, 612 nt
Organism: Stomoxys calcitrans (stable fly)
Lineage: Eukaryota; Metazoa; Arthropoda; Insecta; Diptera; Muscidae
Exons: 3
Coding region: 78-518 (146 amino acids)
Source: RefSeq, a predicted model, not a curated record